GUCCUUACAAUUUUAUGCGAUAAAAGAGAAAGUACAAAAUGAGUAAACAGAACCCUAACGCCUAACGGCUUUGUUUCGUUUCUCCGUUCUCACACACAGGACCCGUAUCUAUCUCUUCAUCUUCCCCACAACUAUCUCUCCUCAAUUUCUCACUCCAUUUCUAAUUUUUCGUAGCAGAUAUGCUUAUCAACCAUUAACUUUAUCUGCAUGCCAAUGGGUUCUAUCAUGGAAAGGGAACGAACUCGGAAACGACCUCGUCUCGAAUGGGAUGUAGCUCCUCAACCUUCAUUUCCGCAGUCACAGAGAAUUUGCACGGUGGUUGGUGAUGAAGGAAUCGAGAAAAAGCAUGCAUCGCCUCCGAGAAGAAACGAAGGUCGGGAUGGACAUUAUGUUUUCAAUCUCGGCGAAAAUCUCACUCCUAGAUAUAAAAUUCUCGGCAAAAUGGGUGAAGGCACGUUUGGUCGAGUCUUGGAAUGUUGGGAUCGUCAAACAAGAGAUUAUGUAGCUAUCAAGGUGAUUAGAAGCAUCCAGAAGUAUCGCGACGCGGCAAUGAUCGAGGUUGAUGUGCUGGAGCGACUUGUGAAGAGUGAUGUGGGAUGCUCACGUUGUGUGCAGAUGCAGAAUUGGUUUGAUUACCGGAAUCACAUAUGCAUUGUCUUUGAGAAGCUUGGACCAAGCUUAUUUGAUUUUCUAAAGAGAAAUAAAUACUGCCCAUUCCCUGUGGAUCUUGUUCGUGAAUUUGGACGACAGCUUUUGGAAUCUGUAGCAUAUAUGCAUGAACUACGGCUAAUCCACACCGACCUGAAGCCAGAAAAUAUACUUCUUGUUUCUUCUGACUGUGUAAAGCUUCCUAGUUGUAAGAGGGUUUUCUCAGAUGAAACACAAUUCAGGUGCUUGCCUAAGUCUAGUGCUAUUAAGCUGAUUGAUUUUGGUAGUACUGCGUCUGCAAAUCAGAGCCAUAGCUCCAUUGUUUCUACAAGGCAUUACAGAGCCCCUGAGGUUAUCUUAGGUCUAGGGUGGUCAACGCCGUGUGAUUUGUGGAGUGUUGGAUGUAUUCUUUACGAAUUAUGCACGGGAGAAGCAUUGUUUCAGACACAUGAAAAUUUGGAGCACCUUGCAAUGAUGGAGAGAGUUUUGGGACCUCUACCAGAGCAUAUGGUUAAAAAGGCUAACAAGGGUGCAGAAAAAUAUUUCAAGCGUGGAUCUCGACUAAGAUGGCCUGAAGGAGCUGUUUCAAGGGAGAGCAUUAAUGCAGUGAAGAAGCUUGGUCAUCUUAAGGACAUUAUAUCACGUCAUGUAGAGUGCUCGAGGUUCUUGUUAAUUGAUUUAUUACAUGGCUUAUUGACUUAUGAUCCGGCCAAACGUAUUACUGCUCGCCAGGCCCUUGAUCACCGCUUCUUUAGGUUUACAACUUAAGAAGUCGAAUACCUUUUGUUGUGAAAUGACUCCCAUUUGAAUUGUUAUCAGUUGCACAGGCUAGCCCUGCCUUAAAUGAAUUUAUUUUUCAUUUAUUGCUACUGGUUUAGUUGAGUUGAAACUUGAAAGUAUAUAUUCUUAUAAUGAUCAGUUUUAUUCACAACAAAAACUGUAUUUGCGAUGGAUGUGGUGUAUGAGAACAUUCUGCUGACAAAUAGUUAAUUGAUAGAGGAAUUAUGUUGUGCUCAAGAAGGUGGAAAGUAAGAAAAGUAUCAAGAACAUUAUGCCAACAAUUUAGAAUGUAUUCAAACGCUGAUUACUUUGAUCAUUCAGAUGACACUCUGGUAAGCAAGGAUCUAUCCUGGGACAUUAUCAUUUGAAAGUUAAUAUCCUAGCUAUUUUUGCUCA
Molecule: messenger RNA, 1824 nt
Organism: Vicia villosa (hairy vetch)
Lineage: Eukaryota; Viridiplantae; Streptophyta; Magnoliopsida; Fabales; Fabaceae
Product: serine/threonine-protein kinase AFC3-like
Exons: 12
Coding region: 208-1416 (402 amino acids)
Biological process (GO): protein phosphorylation
Cellular component (GO): nucleus
Molecular function (GO): ATP binding; protein kinase activity
Source: RefSeq, a predicted model, not a curated record